CUCAGCUUGUGAAGCAAAAGUGAAAUAAGGAAAUCGUAUCUUCAUAACUCGGUAUCUAUGAUGCACACACUCUUAAGAAGUAUCAUUUUCAACCUCAGAAAGUGAAGGAAGCUUUCAGGAAGUGCUCACUAUUCAAAGAAAAUGUCAAGGUUUGACCCUGAGAAGACAAGAUGGAUGUUCUGAAAUGGCCUCUGCUCUUUGUGUGCUUUUGCUUUAAAGUUACUCAAUCUGAAGCCUCAGGUUGGACCAUCACGGUGCCAUCCUCAGUUAAAGGUGUCCUUGGAUCCUGUGCGGUUAUUCCCUGCUCAUUUAACUACCCAAACCCAGGGAAGGAGGUCAAUGAAUUCACUGGGAUUUGGACCGAAUCAGGGGGUCAUGUCAUAUAUCACCCAGUUCAAUCUAAAAUUGCGGAGGCGUAUCGGACUCGGACAGAGCUGCUGGGAGACACCAGACACAAGAACUGCUCACUGAAGAUCGACUCCCUUCAAUCAAAUGACCAAAGGUCUUUUCAUUUUAGGAUUGAAAUCGGAAGCUAUGACAAAUAUUCCUACAAAGACAACACAGUCACCCUUAUAAUAGAUAAUGAACUAGACGUCACUUUCUCUGUGAACAAGGACGUAGUGGAGGGUCAAAAUGUGUCUGCAUCCUGCUCUGUUUUUUACUACUGUACCAUCUCUCCUCCUGUCUUCACCUGGAAUCUCUCUGGAGAAAAACAUUUCCAACAGAAGCUUAUCAACGGCCAAUGGAAAGCAACAUCUACUCUGACCUUUCAACCUACCAAAGCUGACAACAAGACUUUACAAUGCAUCGUCAUAUACAGAGGAGGGCUGAAGCGGGAGAAAGCUACUGUCCUCAACGUGCAGUAUGCCCCAGUUAAUGUGAAGGCUGACUAUAAGUCAGAUGUACAGGAAGGAGAAGCUGUGCAGCUGAAAUGUUCUAGUGAUGCUAACCCUCCUGUUGACAUCUAUAAGUGGCAUAAUGAAACUGGUGCUCAGCUGUAUCAGAAAAACUACUAUGUGCUGCCAAAUGUCUCCAGACACACAGGUGUCUUGUACUGUACUGCCAUCAAUAGAGUAGGACAAGGCAAAUCUAAUCCUGUGCAGCUCAAUGUGUUAUAUGCCCCUGAGAUUAAGACCAUCUCCUGCUCCUUAGAGGGGCAUAUGAUGAAGUGUUUGUGCAUUGCUGAGUCCAAUCCUCCCUGUUUGGUCUAUUUUGCUGUUUCUGACAAAGUCCUGCCAAGCACCAAACUAGACAAACAUGGCCAUAUUACCAUUGGGACUCUGCUCGCAGAGUCUGUAUCUUCUGAGUUUGUCCAGUGUGUGGCAAACAACACGUUAGGCAGUGCUGACCUCAAAGUCUCUGUCAAUGGAAAGGUGCAGAACCUGUAUAUUUUCAUCGCUAUUGGAGCAUGCAUAAGUGUGGUGGUGCUUUUAAUAGCUGUGAUAGUUGUCAUAAAAUGGAGGAGACCUGGAGAUGCUCCAAUGGCUCACAUGAGUGCCACCAAGGAGGAGAAAGCUGUGGAGCUCCCUCAGCAUGCCACAACACAAAGAAAACAGCUGGACUAUAAUGACAUACCUGGCUCUGGCAUUUAUGGCAGCGAUCAUGUAUAUGGCAACAUGGAGGCUGACUGUGAUGAUGCAAUAUAUGCCAACAUGUAACAUGGUUGAAUCAAUGGAAGAACAGCUGCAGCAACAGCAACUGAUUUGUUGUAAAAUAUAUAAAUAUACUGAUGUGCUACUCUCUGCAAACAUUACAGAUGCCGUAUUUUCUUUAUCAUGCAAUUUACACAUUUUUAAAAGCAAAUGUCUUGAAGUAACUUGAUGAUUAAUGCACUUGUGUUUGGAGUUAUUGUUUCUCUCAUCCAGAACUGUUCCUGUUUGUUUUGACUAGAACUAUGCCAUUAUACUACAUGUUGUGAAAAAUCGCUAUUAAACAAUUGUAAUAAUUUAGUUGCAAAUGUGUUUUAUAACUGUUUUUGUAUAGCAUCAAUCAUCUGAUAACAACGGAUGCUGCACAAAAUAUAAUACUAAGAACGUAGGUGUGAAAGUUGUGAAGUGGUGGUUUGCUCUUAAGUACAGCUACAAAAAAGAGAGUUGUGGACUGCUAAUAAAGCAACCUGUUCAUUGUGCUCUGUCCCAUCACAUUAGGGAAAUGCAGAAACGUUGUCUUAUAUGAUUUGUUGUAUAUUUAGGAAUGAGUUAUUUUAAUGUCAUAUUAAGUGACUUGAUUAGUUUUAAAAAGUAUUAUACAUACAUCUGCAGGCAUGACAGCAGCACUUACAUGCACCCUCACAGGCUGUACUGACAUUAUCUGCUAAAACUGUGAAAACGAAAACAUCCUGUUUGCUCUCAGGUCUUGAAAACAUGUUGAUGGUGAAAUGGCAGGAAGGCAAAGGCGAAAGUGACCGUGCUGG
Monopterus albus (swamp eel) is the source of this 2413-nucleotide messenger RNA. RefSeq names its product sialoadhesin-like. The record is from RefSeq and is a predicted model, not a curated record. The transcript is spliced from 11 exons. Lineage: Eukaryota; Metazoa; Chordata; Actinopteri; Synbranchiformes; Synbranchidae. Bases 171 to 1658 code for a protein of 495 amino acids.